Messenger RNA from Closterium sp. Yama58-4, 1437 nucleotides. Lineage: Eukaryota; Viridiplantae; Streptophyta; Zygnematophyceae; Desmidiales; Closteriaceae. The record is from the annotation of a GenBank genome assembly.
AUGAAACCCCAGUCACGCUGCCCGAUUCGGAACGCCGCUCGACUCCUUGUUCUCGCCGCCCGAUUCCCCGUCAUGCCUCGCGAUUCUUCUUUCCCGCCGCCCGAUUUCCCUUUCCCGUCGCCCUACUCCCCUUCCCGUCGCCCGAUUCAUGUUCCCGCCGCCCGAUUCAUGUUCCCGCUGCCCGGUUCCCCUUUCCCGCCGCCCGAAUCUCACUCCGCGCCGCCUGAAUCCCCUUUCCCGCCCAUUGAUUCCAGGCGGGCCGCCCGUCCGCCCCUUCCCGCCGUCCGAUUCCCGUUCCCGCCGCCCGCUUCCCCUUUCCCGCCGCCCGAUGCGCCUUCCCGCCGCCCGCUUCCCCUUUCCCGCCGCCCGAUGCGCAUUCCCGCCGCCCAAUCCCCUUUUCCCCGCCGCCUCCCUUUUCCCCUGUCCGUCGCCCGACCCCCCUUCCCUUCCUUCUCUCCCUUUCAUCCCUUCUCUCCCUUCCCUCCCUUCUCUCCCUUCCAUCCCUUCUCUCCCUUCCCUCCCUUCUCUCCCUUCCAUCCCUUCUCUCCCUUCCCUCCCUUCUCUCCCUUCCAUCCCUUCUCUCCCUUCCCUCCCUUCUCUCCCUUCCAUCCCUUCUCUCCCUUCCCUCCCUUCUCUCCCUUCCCUCCCUUCUCUCCCUUCCCUCCCUUCCCUCCUUUCCCUCCAAUCCCUCCCUUCUCUCCAGUCUCUCCCUUCCCUCCCUGUCUCCCUUCCCUCGCUUCCCUCCCUUCCCUCCCUUCUCUCCCUGCUCUCCCAUCUCUCCUUUCCCUCCCUUCUCUCCCAUCCCUCGCUUCCCUUCCUUCCCUCCCUUCUCUCCCUUCCCGCCCUUCUCUCCCCCCUUACCUUCUCUCCCUUUUCUCCCUUCCCUCUCAUCCCUCCAUGCAAUCUCCUGUCUCUCCUUUCUCUCCCUUCUCUCCCGUCCCUCCCGUCCCUCCCUUCCCGCCCUUCUCUCCCUUCAAUACCUUCGCUCCCUUCCCGCCCUUCUCUCCCUUCAAUACCUUCGCUCCCUUCCCGCCCUUCUCCUCCCCCCCACCGUAUCUCCGUUACCUUCCAUUUCAUCCCUACCCUUCCUCGUCUCUCCCUCCCGACAUCUCUCCUGCUUCUCCUUUCACUCCCUUUCAUCCCUUGCCUCCCUUGACUACCUUCCCUCCCUUCUCUCCCUUCGAUAGAAGUCUCUCCGUUCCCUCCUUUUCUCUCCCUUCUCUCCCGUGUCUCCCUUCCUCGCCCUUCACUCCCUUCCCUCCCUUCUCUCCCAUGUCUCCCUUCCUCUCCCUUCACUCCCUUCCCUCCCUUCUCUCCUUGCCCUCCCUUCCCUCCCUUCUCUCCCUGCCUUCCUGUCCCCCAUCCUUCCUUCCUUACGCACUCCUCCAGCCAUUCUCUCCUCUUGCAAUCCUCACUGCAAUCCUUCCCUUCCGCUAA